AUGACUCGAGGUUUGGAGGAUAUAUCCACGGAUCUGACGAGAACAUCGGCCUCCGCCAAGUUAUACCAGGAAACUGGGUUGGAAGAGUACCGGCAGCAGGCUCUUGAACAUGCCACCAGGCUUGUGAGAAGCCUGGAGAAGCCAGCUGCCGAAAACGCAGAUUUCCAGCUUGUUGAGCGAAUUAUGCGUGUCCUUGUCUGCAACGGUUUCGCCAAAAAGCGAGGCUUAAACCAUUAUGCGCCCACCGCGUGGUCGACGCAAAUGACGGAGAGAACAACAAUCGACAUGGCGGGCUCAAUAAAGACCGGGUAUAAAAACCCAGAAGAUCCCUACAAUACGCCACUUCAAUACGCCUACAAGUCAUCUGGCACCUGCUGGGACUGGUUCCGGGAAAACCCAGUAGCGCUACAGCGCUUCAAUACCUUCAUGGAGGGAACGCGUGCAAACACCCGUCAUUGA
This is a messenger RNA of Aspergillus piperis CBS 112811, 459 nucleotides long. RefSeq lists its product as uncharacterized. Gene Ontology annotation, molecular function: methyltransferase activity. NCBI's taxonomy places the organism in Eukaryota, Fungi, Ascomycota, Eurotiomycetes, Eurotiales, Aspergillaceae. Bases 1 to 459 code for a protein of 152 amino acids. The record is from RefSeq and is a predicted model, not a curated record. The transcript is spliced from 3 exons.